AGGUUGAGCAAUAACAUGGAAACUAGAAACCAAACAGGCAUCUUCUACUUUUUUCUACUGGAACUAACUCAUGAUACUACAAUGGAGCCCCUCAUCUUUGGCCUCUUCCUGUUUACAUACCUGGUCACCAUUCUGGGAAAUCUGCUCAUCAUUCUUGCUGUCAGCUGUGACUCUCAUCUACAAACACCCAUGUACCUCUUUCUCUCCAAACUUUCGUUUACUGACAUCUGCCUAAGUACAACCACAGUCCCAAAUAUGCUGAAGAACAUCCACACACAGGAUCAGAGCAUCAGCUACACAGGCUGCCUCACUCAGGCCUGCUUUGUUUUAAAUUUUGCUGUUUUAGAAAGUUGUGUCCUUGCUGCAAUGGCUUAUGACCGCUAUGCAGCUAUUUGCCAUCCCUUGAAUUACACAGUAAUUAUGAACCCAAGCUUCUGUGCUAUGCUAAUUCUAUUGUCCCUCAUAAUUAGCAUUGUGAACAGCUUAUUACAGUGUCUGAUGGUAUUGAGGGUCUCAUUUUGCACAAACUUUGAGCUUCCUCUAUUCUUCUGUGAACUUGCUCAGGUCAUCAAGCUUGCCUGUUCUGAUACCCUCAUCAAUUACAUCCUGAUAUAUCUUGCAACAUUUAUAUUUGGUGGCAUUCCAAUAUCUGGAAUCAUUUUCUCUUAUACUCGAAUUGUCUCUUCAAUUUUGAGGAUAUCUUCAAUGAAAGGAAGAUAUAAAGCCUUUUCCACUUGUGCGUCUCACUUUUUAGUUGUAUCUUUAUUCUAUGGUGCAGCAGUAGGGGUUUACAUCAGCUCUGCAAUUACGGUUUCACCUCAGAUAACUACAGUGUCAUAUAUGAUGUACACAGUCCUCCCACAAAUGUUGAACCCCUUUAUUUAUAGUCUAAGAAAUAGGGACAUGAAGAAAGCCUUGGGGAAACUUAUGACAAAGGUAUGUUGCCUUCAGUGA
Peromyscus eremicus (cactus mouse) is the source of this 954-nucleotide messenger RNA. RefSeq names its product olfactory receptor 7G2-like. The record is from RefSeq and is a predicted model, not a curated record. Gene Ontology annotation, biological process: G protein-coupled receptor signaling pathway. The transcript has a single exon. NCBI's taxonomy places the organism in Eukaryota, Metazoa, Chordata, Mammalia, Rodentia, Cricetidae. Gene Ontology annotation, cellular component: membrane. Gene Ontology annotation, molecular function: G protein-coupled receptor activity; olfactory receptor activity. The coding region runs from base 16 to 954 and encodes 312 amino acids.